AUGGCUUGGAGUUAUGUAAAAAUGUCAAUGUUCGGGACAGCCGCAGCAUACUCCAACGACGAUGAGAUCAUAGCCGCGGUGGCCGUCCUCACCCAGAUGCCACAAAAACGCCCUUGGAGAGGUUCGGUCCCAGGCCACAAGACAUACAAGCGUGAUCGACUGGCAGCUGAAUCAGGACUACUUCAUUGA
This is a messenger RNA of Miscanthus lutarioriparius, 189 nucleotides long. The record is from the annotation of a GenBank genome assembly. NCBI's taxonomy places the organism in Eukaryota, Viridiplantae, Streptophyta, Magnoliopsida, Poales, Poaceae.